CCCGAAACGAAUCACUCUGCGCGGGGUACAAACAGACGAGCAGUGGGCUGGAGCGUUGACCGUGGAGGGACUUUCGUUCGGGGGGAGAUGCAGUUCCCUCUGAAGAGAUGGAGCCACUCUGUAAUCGCUUGUGUGUUCAGAGCGUUGUGCAGCAGACGUCACACUGUCUGGAUCCUCCUGGUCUUGGUCCUGGUCUGCAUCGCCUUCCAGACUUUUGUAGCUCGACAAACCAGACAUGACAAAGACUCCGGUGUGGCUGUGCUUCAUUUCUCUGUGAAGAAACCACCGACAUUUUCUCUGAACUCCAUUUUGGGAAACUUCUGGUCCAACUCUGACCUGAACCCCGAACCACUGCAAAACGAGGAAACCAACUCACAACUGCAAAACUCAGACCAUUUCUCAUCCAAAAGAACCAGCAAAACCACCAUCACAAGAAGCAAACACACAUCGCCAAGCAAAAGACUCUCAACUGUUGAUAGAAAAUGCAGAGCCAGGACUCACGUCGUUUUCCUGAAGACCCACAAAACGGCGAGCAGCACCAUCUUGAACAUCUUGUAUCGUUUUGGAGAAAGCAGGAACUUGACGUUCGCUCUUCCGUUGAACAAAAACAGUCAGUUGUUUUAUCCUUCCUUCUUCGCUCCUCAUUUCGUGGAGGGAGUGAACAGCCACCGCUUCAGCGAGUUUCACAUCAUGUGCAACCACAUGAGGUUCAAGGGGUCCCAGGUUGCCAAGGUGAUGCCCCACGACACCUUCUACUUCUCCAUCCUGCGAAAUCCAAUCCCCAUGAUGGAGUCCAUAUUUAUUUACUACAAAAGCAUCGCAGCUUUCCACAAAAAACGAACACUGGACGAGUUCCUCAACACCAGCAGGACUGAGUACAACAGUUCUCUUCCCAACAGUCACUACGCGCACAACAUCCUCGCGUUUGACUUCGGCCUCGACAAUAACGUCACUUUCGAGUCUCCGGAUCUCGAGAAGCAAGUUUCCAACGCUAUUUACGCCAUCGAACGCGACUUCCAUCUCAUUCUCAUUUCCGAAUAUUUUGAGGAGUCCAUGAUUUUGCUCCGGCACUCCCUCUGCUGGUCUUUAGAGGACGUUGUAUCAUUUAAAUUGAACAGCCGAAGUGACCGCUCACGUCGUAAACUUUCCCCGGAAACCGAAGACAAAAUCAAAAAGUGGAACGCGCUGGAUUGGCGGAUUUACCUGCAUUUUAACUCUACUUUUUGGUACAAACUGGACACAGUCGUCGGGCGAGUACAGCUGGAAAAAGAAAUAUCCGAACUGAGAGCGCUACAGACUAAGCUCGCGGGGAUUUGUCUCAAAGACGGCGGCGCUGUGGAUCCUUCGAAAAUCAAAGACACCGGUAUAAAGCCUUUCCAGUACGGCGCGGCGGUUAUACAAGGAUAUAACUUGAAUCCAGACAUGAACAAUCAAACGAGAGCCGAGUGCGAGCGUUUGAUCAGGCCUGAACUGCAGUACACAGAUAAGGUUUACAGACAGCAGUUUCCGGAACAGUUCCAGUCGCACAAACAGGCCCCCAAAGCAGGACUCAGACAAAAGAGAUUCAUUCAUUUAAAAACACCUCAAAGUGCCCUUAACCGACACAACAAAAAGCCUGCACCUUGA
Messenger RNA from Boleophthalmus pectinirostris (great blue-spotted mudskipper), 1626 nucleotides. It is a transcript of the gene gal3st2, whose product is annotated as galactose-3-O-sulfotransferase 2. The record is from RefSeq and is a predicted model, not a curated record. Gene Ontology annotation, biological process: glycolipid biosynthetic process. Gene Ontology annotation, molecular function: galactosylceramide sulfotransferase activity. Gene Ontology annotation, cellular component: membrane. Lineage: Eukaryota; Metazoa; Chordata; Actinopteri; Gobiiformes; Gobiidae.